AUGGUAGACAAAGUAAAUGCAGAACUUAAAAGAAGAUUUGACGAGAAGAACAUUGUUAUGAUGCAAGGUGUUACUUCAUUGUGCCCAAGUUCUUCCAGCUUCCUAGAUGAAGAUUCGCUUGUGGCUUUUGCAAAGUUAUUUAAUGUCAAUACCGAUUGCCUACGCUGCGAAAUAGCAACCUUUCAUCACUUGCUUAAACGAAAGGACAAGGAAGAUCACCCAAAAGGACUUCUUCAGAUGCUAUCUUACCUGGAGACGUUAAAGGAAGCAUUCUCCGAGCUGCAUCGCAUUGUUCUGAUUGCCUGUACUUUACCUGUUUCAUCAGCUGAAUGUGAAAGAAAUUUUAGUUCAAUGAAGCUGAUAAAGAAUGAACUCCGUUCAGUAAUGAAACAGGAGCGUCUGGAUAGCCUUAUGAUGUUGGGAAUUCACCGCGAGCGAGGAGAAAAACUGGACUUAGAUAACGUAGUAGAUAGGUUCAAAGCCAGAUUUCCCAAAUGCAGAAUUUCUCUUUGAAUUUGGAUGGAUUUUUCUGUGGGAGUUUUUUUUUUUAUAUAAACAUAUUUAUUUAGACACAUUUUCUCCAAGAGCUCAUAGCUCAUCGUGGGAGCUCAUAGCUCAUCAUGGAUAAUAACUACACUUCCUAAAAUUUUAUGUUUCCGCGAGGGACACACGUGUCUGAACUUCCUACUGUAUAAACUUUGUAUAUUGAUUCGUAUAUUUUAUAAAGAACACAUUAUGCUUGCUCAAUUGUAUAUUUUAGUUACAUAAAAUAUGUUAGUAUGUAUUCAUUAAUUUCUACUUUAAUACGCAUAACCACGAAAAAAUUUGCAUAG
Molecule: messenger RNA, 833 nt
Organism: Paramuricea clavata
Lineage: Eukaryota; Metazoa; Cnidaria; Anthozoa; Malacalcyonacea; Plexauridae
Source: the annotation of a GenBank genome assembly